GGGAAGUUCUAUUUGGGGCUCUUCCUCCUCCUCCUCCUCCUGCACACAAGGCUGGUCCUGCGGCCCCGCUGACGGCUGACCCUGGGAAGAUGCACUGGUGGAGAAUGCUGACAAUCUUUUUGCUCUGCUCACUGCUGCUCAGCCAGACACACUCUGCUUCCUUGCACCACCAGCAAGCCCAGCAAAUGAGACAGAGGAGGAUGACCCCCUUCUGGAGAGGGGUCUCCCUGCGACCCAUCGGAGCCUCCUGCAGGGAUAACACUGAGUGCAUCACAAUGCUCUGCAGGAAGAACCGCUGCUUCCUCAGGACAGCCUCCGAGUGACCCAUCCUGCUGGAGACCCCCUUGUCACAGCUGACCCUGCUCUACUUGUGAAAUAUUUAUUGACUGCUCCACAGGUAGGGCAGUGACCCGAGCCAGAAGUGUACUUAACAUUUCUGUCACACUGGGUGACAUUUCUGGGUGACAAAAAGGACACCAAGGAGCUCGAGAGCCGUUUCCCAGCCCAGGCUGUACCUCUGCAGCUCAACCCUUCAGGAACUCUCUGGCCAACCUCAAUAAAAGGACCCUGCA
This is a messenger RNA of Calypte anna (Anna's hummingbird), 572 nucleotides long. It is a transcript of the gene LEAP2, whose product is annotated as liver enriched antimicrobial peptide 2. The record is from RefSeq and is a predicted model, not a curated record. Lineage: Eukaryota; Metazoa; Chordata; Aves; Apodiformes; Trochilidae. The transcript has 3 exons. Gene Ontology annotation, biological process: antimicrobial humoral immune response mediated by antimicrobial peptide; defense response to bacterium. The coding region runs from base 90 to 323 and encodes 77 amino acids.